AUGGGUUCCUUUUCUGCCCCAAGGGUUCUGCAAUCUGCAAUGGGGUUUAGCAAGAUGUGGGAAGAGUUGCAGACUGCGGCGGGUGAAUUAUCUCAAGCCUGGAGUGAAACGGGGGAACUACAGCAAAGAGGAAGAGGAUUGUGGUCAGCCAUUGCAGCAGAGUUGCCUAGAAGAACAGACAAUGAUAUAAAAAACUACUGGCAUUCACAUGUAUCGAAGAAAAACAAAAGAAUUGUAGCACAAACUAGGGUAAUGGAGCAGCAGCCUUAUGAACCUUCCACAUUGUUACAGUUAAUACAUGAAGAUCAAUCUAAUCCAAUCAGCCCUCACCUAACGACACUAAUGCAAUUGGACCAAAAUGACGUUGUUGAGGCUGAAUCUUCGUGUCUUCAAGAUUUGAAAAAUUCAGUGCCAUCCCUCAAUAAUCCUGAUACGACUAGUUGGGAUUUAGCCGUAGGAAAUUUCUGGACUGAACCAUUUCUAGCAGAUACAUCACUUAAGUGA
Messenger RNA from Fraxinus pennsylvanica, 504 nucleotides. The record is from the annotation of a GenBank genome assembly. NCBI's taxonomy places the organism in Eukaryota, Viridiplantae, Streptophyta, Magnoliopsida, Lamiales, Oleaceae.